Messenger RNA from Benincasa hispida (wax gourd), 1827 nucleotides. Its product is annotated as phenolic glucoside malonyltransferase 1-like. The record is from RefSeq and is a predicted model, not a curated record. Lineage: Eukaryota; Viridiplantae; Streptophyta; Magnoliopsida; Cucurbitales; Cucurbitaceae.
UCAUGCUUGUCUUUUUGCCCUAGUACAAGAUGGACUCAUCAAUGUCGAAUCGUUUUUCUCGAACAUUAUGUAAUUAUAGCAAUCAAAAGUGAGAGAGAAAAUUUCUCCAUUGGUUUGGUUUAGCCCUCAAAAAGUUAAGAGCUUCCAUGAAGAUAAUUGAGGUGUGUAAGGUAAGUCCUUCACUAGAAGAAUCAACAACUGCUCCCAAGUCUCUUCCUCUCACUUUCUUUGACAUCUUAUGGAUUAGAUUCCCUCCAACACAAUGUCUUUUCUUCUACAAAUUAUCGUCCACCGGGAUCUCGUUUGUCGACGCCGUUCUUCCAAAUCUUAAAUCUUCUCUCGCUCUCGCUCUUCGCUACUAUCUUCCUCUUGCUGGCAACCUCGUUUGGCCCCAACAUUAUGCGAUACCGACCAUCGAGUUUGUUGACGGCGACGGUGUGUUGCUCACCGUGGCUGAGGCCGAGAUUGACGCUGAUUUCGAACGUCUUUCGGGACACGGGUUUCGUGAAGUUGAAGAAUAUCAUCCUCUUGUCCCAAAGUUGGAUGUGUCCCAUGAUCAUGCUGCAGGGAUUGCUCUCCAAGUCACUGUGUUUGGAAAUAAAGGGUUUUCGAUUGGCAUAUCAAACCACCAUGCGGUUCUAGAUGGAAAAACUUCAACUUCAUUUCUCAAGUUAUGGGCUCGUCUUUGCCAUCUUCAUGUCAAUGGAGGAUCCCCCAUUCCGCCAAUCGACUUCAUGCCGUUCUACGAUAGGUCGCUUAUCGACGAUUCAAGAGGUCUCGCCGGGAAUUUUUCAAACGCAUGGCUAAAUGACGAAGGACCCAACAAUAGAAGCUUGAAGCUUAAGUUACCCAAAACUACUCCACCACCUGGUUUAAUUCGAUACACACUCGAAUUUUCGCAUCAAAACUUACAAAAGGUAAGGCAAUGGGUUAUGAAGAAGAGGCAAAAGGAAAAUGAAAAUUCCCACAUAUCUUCCUUUGCGUUGGCAUAUGCUUAUCUUUGUGUAUGCACAGCCAAGUUAGACGGUUUAAGAGAUGGAAAAUUAGCCUUUGGAUUUGGUGCUGAUGCUAGAUCUCGUUUAAAACCUUCAUUGCCUUCUAAUUAUUUUGGUAAUUGUUUGUCUGGUCGUGCUUGUGCUAUUGAAAGAAAGGACCUCUUGAGUGAAAAAGGAAUACUUUUGGCUAUUCAGGCCAUUUCAGAGGCUGUUAAAAGUUUGGGAGAAGAAACUUUAGAUGGGAUAGAACAUUUUUGCCCCUUCUUGAUUGCUUCAUUCAAUGAUGAUUCUCCUGAAAAAGUUCUUUCGAUUUCUGGGUCGCCGAAGUUUGAAGUUUAUAGUGCAGAUUUUGGUUGGGGAAAGCCAAAGAAAAUGGAAUGGGUUUCUGUUGAAUCAUCAACAGAAAUUUCUUUAACAGAUAGGGGAAAUGGUGAUGGUGGGAUAGAGAUUGGAUUGGUAAAGGAGAAACAUGAAAUGGAACGUUUGGUUGAUCUGUUUGUUAAAGGUCUUCGAUCGGAUUUCGAAUCACCUGACUCGGAGACUUAAUCUCAUGCAUCUCCUUUUUAUUACCUAGUAAAAGAAAUAAAUAAAAAUUUGUCACGUGGCAGAUUUUUAUUGAAUGUUGUUUGAGGACUACAAAAAGAUAAACUUCACCCAAGUUUUUUUAAGAAUUUUAUAUUUCCAAUUAUUAUAAAGAAAAUAUUUAGGUGACAACAUUUAUCUUUGUGCAUUCCACAAAAUAUUGGUGAAUUCUUCUUAUUGCUUUGUAAUCAUAGUGGGAUGCAUAAAGAAUGAAGUAUAUCUUAUAGCCCAAGUAUUGUUCUUAUUAUAA